UGAAAAGUGAAGUGAAAACCCAACACAGUGAAUCGUUGGUUGCCUUGCCUCUUCUUCCUCCUCAGCUUUCCCCAAACCCCAACCCUCCAAAAAAAAAGAGCUUCCCCAAACCCAACCACACUCCAUUCGCCCGCCAAUCAGCUCAACAAUGUCGAAGAGGCCUCGGACGGCGGCUUCAGACCCGUGGGACGACGACCAGGACAUGCCGCCGCAGAAGGCGCCCCCGGGGAUCCACAGGUCGGUCUACCUGGAAUGGCGCGCCGGGGCGGCAGGGCGCCUCCGCGACGUCCGCGACAACCUCCGCCUCCUCGCCCCGCCGGCGCCGCCGGCGCCGCCCGCUUCCCAGGAGGCCGGCCUCCGCGCCCUCGGCCUCCUCGACUUCGUCCGCCUGCGCCUCGACGACGCGCCCCCGCGCCGCGACCUCGUGGCCGCGCUCGUCGCCAACUACAAGCAGUUCUACGAGUGGAGCUACGCCCGCGGCGCCUUCGUCAAGGUCAGCCUCGACGCCUUCGCCGACGCGCUCCGCCUCCCGCCUCCGGCGGAGGGCCCACCCGACGCCGCCGCCGCCGCCGCCGCCGCCGCGCCCCCCGGGCUGGCCUCCGCCGCGGAGUGGUUCAUCGAGGCGUACAUCCUGAAUCCGCUGCGCGCGCGCGCCGCCGCGGAGGGAAGGACGGGCAGGCUGCCCAGCGAUGUGGACCUGGCGCUGUACAGGGUGAAGUUCGGGAUGGUGCAUAAGGUGGACUGGAGCCGCCUCAUCUGGGGCCUCGCCGAGAAGGAGAUUGUCGAUCUGGGCAAGGGGAGAAGGCCCGACUGGACAUGCCACUACGGCGCGUACCUGCAGAGGCUCGUCUCGGUGGAGAAUCCGGGCCUCUUCCAGCCGGCAUUGCCAUUGCUCGGCCUCGGUGGGGAUCAAAAUCUCCCUUCAGAGCUCCAGUCCAAGAUGCAGGAGGUCAGCGAGAUCCAAGCUGCUCGAUUUGAGAACCGAGCACCUUGAAUCCAAAUCAAAGGAACUGGAAGAACGGACAGUCGCAAGCAACAGACUAACAGAGUUAGAGCUGCUCAACCGGAAUCUCCUCACAGAGAAAGAAGUAAUCAACAGUGAGUUGGUUGGGGUGCAGGAGGAGCUGGGAGAAGCAAGGGAGCAGCUAAUGAAGCUAGAUAAUAGCAUGAAAUCAAUGAUAUCAGUGAAUAAGGUUCUGUUUUCUAGGGAAAGGAAGACCAAUGCUCAGUUGUUAGAUAGUCGGUGGGCUCUGGUUACUAAGGAAAUCAAGAGCAACGGUGACUUAAAAAGCCUUCGGAAAGAGCUAGCCGAGCUGCGGGAUGGGAUGCAAUUGAUGGAUCUGCUCAACAGGAAUCUCCUCACCGAGAAAAAAACAAUGAACGCUGAGUUGGUUGGACUGGAGGAGGAGCUGGGAUGCAAUUGAUGGAGCUGCUCAACCAGAAUCUCCUCACCGAGAAAAAAGCAAUGAACACCGAGUUGGUUGGAGUGCAGGAGGAGCUGGGAGAAGCAAGGAAGCAGCUAAUGCAGCUAGAUGAUAGCAUGGAAUCAAUGAAAUCGUUGAGUAAGGUUCUAUUUUAUAGGGAAAGAAAAAGCAAGGCUCGGUUGCUACAUACUCGGUGGGCUCUGGUUACCAAGGAAAUCAAGAGCAACGGUGACUUAAAAGGCCAUCAGGAAGAGCUAGCCGAGCUGCGGGGUGGGAUGCAAGAAUUGAGAUUCCUCAACCAGGCUCUGUGUUCUAGGGAAAGAGAAAGCAAUGGUCAGUUGUUACAUACUCGGUGGGCUAUGGUUACCAAGGAAAUCAAGAGCAACGGUGACUUAUGAAACCUCCGGGAAGAGCUGGCCGAGCUGCGGGAUGGGAUGCAAGGACUAGAAUCCCUCAACCAGGUCCUGGUUACUAAGAGCGUAAGAGACAACGACAAACUGCAAGCGGCUCGGAAAGAGUUGAUCGAUGGCUUGAAUGUGGCUACAAAUGGCAGGGCAAACAUAGGCCUGAAGAGGAUGGGGGAGCUUGAUCCAAAAGCGGUUGCAAAUGCUUGCAGACCGAGAUUGUCACAAAAGAAAACUCUUAUUCUUUGUUCCAAGUGGGAGACUAAAAUCAGAAACGCGGGUUGGCACCCUUUUAAGGUCAUCAUGGUUGACGAUCAGCCCAUGGAAAUUUUCUUGGACGAUGAUGACAAGCUUGUGGAGCUAAAACAAGAACACGGUGACCAAAUGUUCGCCUUGGUGAAACAGGCGCUGAUUGAAAGGAACAAGUACAACCCCAGUGGUGGCUAUCCUGAAACGUUGCUGUGGAACUUCAAGCACAGUCGGGAGGCAACAAUGGAAGAAGCCGUCCAAUUCAUUGUAAAAAAGUGUUGUGCAAAGAAGAGAAAGCAUUGAGGCCAUAUAUCUAGGAGCUGGGGGUUUGCCGUCUUUCUUUGGAAAACCCAUGGAUAUGCACUGUGAAGUAGCGGGUUGCAGAUUUGCAUGACAGCAAUGUGCUACUCUUUCAUUGACAUAUAUGGUACUUUGAGCAAGUGUACAAACCCUUUAAAUAUGUGCAAUAAGGCUAUUGCAGGACUGUUGGAAGUCAAUUGAAGUUGACCUUAACUACAGCAAAGCAUAUAACCGACUCGGAUAUGUUUAUUUCAUCAUAAGGAAUUUUAGUGAUAUGCUGUUACAGGAUGCUAUUCAGAUACUACAUAAACUUCUGAGGUAGUAAAUGGUAGUGCAUUGGGGUGGCGCUGUUUUAAA
Molecule: messenger RNA, 2734 nt
Organism: Triticum aestivum (bread wheat)
Lineage: Eukaryota; Viridiplantae; Streptophyta; Magnoliopsida; Poales; Poaceae
Source: RefSeq, a predicted model, not a curated record